AUGGGUAGAUUGUACUCAAAGUUGCAUGCAUCAUCACUUGUGAGUCUAUGUAAACAAAGGAAGGAUAUUAUUAAAGCCGCCAAGUAUUGUAGGUAUGAUUUAGUUACAUCUUUUGAUUUAUACUUAGACUCUCUUUUCCAGCUAGGUAAUGCUCUCAACCAAUAUGUUGAACUAGAGUUUCUGAUUUUUGAUUAUUCUUGUAUUAAAUUGGAACUUUCCUCCUCUGACAUUGGUUUUGAUUUGCAUCACCUUCAUUGUGAUGAUUUGGAAUUUUCCUCCUCUGACAUUGAUUUUGAUUUGCAUCACCUUCAUUGUGAUGAUGAUGAUGAGGAGGAGGAAGAAGAACUAAUUAGUAGCAUUGAUUUUAGCUCUGAAGUGAUGAAUGAAUCAAUUUACACUUGUAAGCUCCAUGCUUCUGAUAGAAACAACAUGAGAAAUAAAGGGAAGUCAACAUUUGAGUUUGAGAAUACAACAAGUCAAAAACCUUAUAAUUUUUACUCUAAUAUCAAUCCAAAACAUAGAAGCUAUGAUGAGAACAUUCAUUUGCAUAUGUCACAUGAAGAUUUUGGUCACAGUAAGCAUAGUCAAAGGAAUGAAAUUCCACAAAGGGUUAAUAAUAGGUAUGAUUAUGAACAUUAUGGAAACAAUCCUUUUCAUAUGGACAUGUCACAUGAAGAUUUUGGACACCAUGAUCAUAGUCAAAGGAAGGAAACUUCACAAAUAAGGGUUCAUAGGUAUGAACAUUAUGGUUCCAAGCCUUAUCCAAUGAUUGUAUCACCUAGUCCAGUUUUUGAGUCACAUAAUCAUGAAACUAGUCGCCAAAAUAAUGCUCCUCCACCGCUGCCGCCGCCUCCUCCUCCACCGCCGCCUCAAUCAGAAGGGAUUCCUGAUUUAGAAGACAAAACUGAACUAAGUUCGACCGCGUCCACUUUUUAUAAUCAUAAUGGAAUGGAAAAUGGGAAUAGACAUCAUUGCUCAAGUAAUGGAACUUUCAGCGUUGGAGGGAUAAAUUGUAAUCAAGAUUCAUUUUCAACCACUGAGGAAAGUUUCAAGGGUAACUUGGAGCCUAAGGCAACAAUACAGGACAUUGAAUCUUUGAGAACUAGUGGUGUUUGUAUUACUACACCAGAUUCUAGUAGCAGAAUGAGUCUAAAGGAGGCAGUGCUAGAAAUAAAUAACGAUUUCAAACAUAUAUGUGAUUGUGGAAGAGAAUUAUCAUCGGUUGUCGAGGCAGGAAAGCUACCAUAUUAUUCUCAAAGCACCAAAUUAAGGGCAUUUGCCUGUUGUGUUCUGGCGCAGAUAUUCCCUUUCAUACCCUCGUUUUUGUACCCUUCAUACAUGUCAUACCAACAAACUCCUAGAACAAAGAUGUUGUUGUCCAACGAUAAGAUGCAAAACAGUCAAGAACUUACAAAAUCAGGUGACCUUUCAUCAACUUUGGAGCAGCUUCAUUUGUGGGAAAAGAAACUUUAUUCAGAAGUGUUGACUGAAGAAAAACAUAGAAUUCUCUAUGAUAAGCAAUGUAAGAGGCUAAAAGAAUUGGAUGGGAAAGGUUCUGAGUCAAAUAAGGUUGAUGAUACUCUUGCUUCUAUCAAACUUCUACAAUCAGAAAUUAGUGUAGUUAUUGCAUCAAUCGGUGUGAUAUCAAGAGAAAUACAUGAGCUAACAGAUGAUAAGCUGCUUCCGGAACUAUAUAAAUUGAUUGAUGGCUUACUUGGAUUGUGGAAGAUCAUGAGUACAUGUCACCAUAAACAAUUCCAAGCUAUCAGCAAAGCCAUAAGUCAUGUACAUAUAGUAGAUCCUUUGAAAAAGAAUAAGUCAAGCUCAAAAGCUACUUUGAAAUUGAAAAAAGUGGUUUUGAACUGGGGUAAGUGCUUUAGUAAUUUCAUCAAAAAACAGAAGACCCUAGUGAAACACUUGAAUGAUUGGCUACAAAGGUGCAGUCUCAAAGAAACAGAAGAAAAUGAAGAUAGGAUUAGUACUUUAUUGCCAAGUGAUUUAGAAGCUCCUCCUAUUUUUAAAGUUUGUAAUAAUUGGUACAAUGCAAUUAACAAGGUUUCAGAAAUUGAAGUCUCUAAAGCUAUUAACAAUUUUGCAUCAAACUUGCACCAAUUCUAUCAGAAGCUAAAAGAAGAACAUGCAUUGAAAGUUAGAGUGAAACACUUUUUUAAGGAUUAUAAGCAAAGGUUUAGAUCCUAUUGCAAGAAGAAUUACAUCAACUCACAACAAUAUUACUCUUUUAUCAAAAUGAAGGCCACAGACGAUUUUGAAGAAAAUGAGAUUCCACUGUUGAGAGUAUCUAAUGACAACUUAGCAGUUUCAAGACUAAGAUUGAUUGAAGAGAGAAAGAAACACCAACAAUUUGUCAAACAUGUUAAUGAUGCUGCUUCAAGUUGUUUACAAGAGGGUUUGACUCCAAUUUUUGAGGCUUUGUUGAGCUUUAGUUUGGAAAAUCUUAAUAUUUAUGAGCAGCUAAAAUUUCCAAAUGGUGGACCUCAUGAGCAAAAUCUGACGCAAAAAGAAGAGAGCAAAGAAGAUGUUCCAAGUGCUACAUUGCUGCUUUCAGUAUCUGCAUGUUUUACCUCUUUAUCAACUACGAACAUAUACGUUUCCUCUGUGAGAAUACAAGAAAAUUACAACUAUAGGCAUAAUAUACAUAUGUCAAACAGUAAGUCGACCAUUUCCCCUUCAAGGGCUCCAUUGGUGUUCCAGCAGAAUAUUUCAUAUUGUAGCAUCCAGCAGUGUCCAGUGCCCAAUGCAUCAGUGAUAGCAAUUACAAAAAGUGAGGUCCACAAGGAUGAAAGCAAAUCAACCGAAUAUGAGGUUAUGAAUUGUCCUGAAUGA
Cicer arietinum (chickpea) is the source of this 2844-nucleotide messenger RNA. NCBI's taxonomy places the organism in Eukaryota, Viridiplantae, Streptophyta, Magnoliopsida, Fabales, Fabaceae. The record is from RefSeq and is a predicted model, not a curated record.